Microdochium trichocladiopsis is the source of this 954-nucleotide messenger RNA. RefSeq lists its product as uncharacterized. The transcript is spliced from 2 exons. The record is from RefSeq and is a predicted model, not a curated record. Lineage: Eukaryota; Fungi; Ascomycota; Sordariomycetes; Xylariales; Microdochiaceae. Bases 1 to 954 code for a protein of 317 amino acids.
AUGACUGAUUUGAUCGACGUGUGCGACGAGUUGUACGAAUCUGGAUCCAUCUUUGGAGCUAUCGACCUUAACAUCCCUUUUCUUGCAAAGUUCUCGAACUGGACCGACUUCGAGAGUUAUAUUCUUGCGCGGAAGCAUCGGGCUACUGGACUUAUUCUUGGCCUUUGCGCCAUGCCCGAUCUAUUCCUUGACUGUGCAAGCCAGCCAGCCUGUACAGCAGAUGCACUACAAGGAGAGUCCUUGUUCAGUGGGUCCUUGUGGGCGGAUUACCACCCAGCCUGGGAGUUCUAUGGGACCUUAGGCUGUCAAUGCACUGAGAAAUCCCUAAGAGGAUGCUCAGACAUCUCGGAGAUACUUCAGGAAGGAUACUUUCUGGGACAGAGUGGCGAAAUUCGUGCUUUGUGGCGCGAUGAGUGCCCAUUACACAAAGCCCUUUUUGUGCGCAAGACUCUUCUUAGAGUUCAAAGAAAGACUGAGAGCCUGGACGAAGAGCAGUCACUGGCCUGGUUCCGUCACAUCAUCCGCGGCCGUUCAUACUUUAUGCAACGUGGAGAGCACGAGUCGUGGCUAGAGCUGGUCCGGAAGUGGUGGCUGACUAUUGCCGAGGAAGUCUCACAUACACCGCAUCUAUCUUCAUCACUAACGACUCAAGCUGUUCAAGCUGCAACCGAAAUCGAAGGUCCUGCCUUCAAGGAAGCAUACUACCACUUACUGGAUUGGCUCUCGAGAUGGCAAGUACAUGGUGGAGGAGUGCCCUCAGACUAUGAGAAUCUUACCGCCCGAGAUUUCGCUUGUCAUUUAGAGGACAGGUCCUUCUUCUUCGAUCACUUGUGUUAUCGCUCAGAAAGCGAGAUUUCACCACCGCAAGCCUCAGAAUUUGGAAAUGCUGAGAUGCCAUGGGAAGUCCGACUUCUGCUAGGACUUCCGCUAAUCCCUAUUAAGAACCUCGAUUAG